Molecule: messenger RNA, 1164 nt
Organism: Ostrinia furnacalis (Asian corn borer)
Lineage: Eukaryota; Metazoa; Arthropoda; Insecta; Lepidoptera; Crambidae
Product: exocyst complex component 4-like
Exons: 9
Coding region: 1-1164 (387 amino acids)
Biological process (GO): exocytosis; chemical synaptic transmission; Golgi to plasma membrane transport
Cellular component (GO): growth cone membrane; synapse; exocyst
Source: RefSeq, a predicted model, not a curated record
AUGUCGUGCCGCUGUAGCGCUGACAAGGGCGGCGAAUGCUCGCUCCGCGCGUUCAUCACGGACUACGUGCGCGCGGGCGAGAGCGAGCGUUUAGCGGCGAAUGCUCGCGCGGCCAUCGACGCCGCCAUGAAGGCGCCGUCCGCCUGGCGCCAGUCCGUGCGCGCGCCGCCUACAACGAGCGGGCAAAGCCACCGCGUGAUAUUCUCGUGCUGCGGCGCGGGCUGGCAGGCGGUGCGGGACGCAGCCUUGGCCGCCAAGCGCUGCGGCGCGUGCGGCGGGCCCGACGCCUUGAGAGCUACUACAGCGGCGUUAGGCGCGCUAGCAGCGGCGUGUCGCGCGGCGCACGCGCGCGUAGUACCGGCGCAGGCGUCGCGCGCGGCGCGCUGGCUGGCCGACGACGAUAUAGUACGCUUCCUGCAGUCGCUGCCCAACUGGCGCGCUGCUAUACAACCUACGCCUGCCUCGGCUGCUAGUGCGCAGGAGCUCAACCAAGCGUACGAGCGCGAAGCCGAGAUCUUAGGCUCCAGCCUGGGCGACGGCGCCGUGACGCGGCGCGAGCUGCUGUCUGACGUCACCGCGCUGGCUGAUCUGGCGCUGAUGUGCGAAUCUAUGGACUGGCUCGCAACGAACAUCAAGACGCUGCCGACCAUAAUCGGCGGGUCGGGCAUCAAGCUGAGCGACAAGUUCAUUGGCGACAUCAGCGCUGCGGCCGCCAUCUUUGAGGAGAUCGCUCACAAGUGUUUGCUCUUCCUUCAUCUUGAGCUGCGUAUCGCGUGCUUUUACUACCUCGGGCAGGAAGAGACGGCGUCUAACUCGGAAGGCGAGGCGGGCGCGGGCGGAGCCGCGAGACUGGCCCACGCUCUGCUGGCUUUCCACGAGUGCGCCGCGCCGCUGUUGGCACCGCAUCUGCUAGCGGUUAGUGAGCCUUAUUGCCUUGGGAAUACGGAGUAUUAUUGCAGAAGGAUCACUCAGGAUGAGACGGGCGCGGGCGGUGUGGAGGUGAGCGCAGGCGGGGCGGUGAGACUCGCUCACGCGCUGCUGGCCUUCCACGAGUGCGCCGCGCCGCUGCUGGCACCGCACCUGCUAGCGACGGUGUGCGUUGACACCUUCGCGCGCAUCGUCCCUGUGAUAAGGGGGCCUGUGAUAUCGACGAGUUCGUCUUAG